This is a messenger RNA of Daphnia carinata, 2113 nucleotides long. It is a transcript of the gene Acadvl, whose product is annotated as very long-chain specific acyl-CoA dehydrogenase, mitochondrial-like. The transcript is spliced from 11 exons. The record is from RefSeq and is a predicted model, not a curated record. The coding region runs from base 99 to 1997 and encodes 632 amino acids. Gene Ontology annotation, molecular function: very-long-chain fatty acyl-CoA dehydrogenase activity; flavin adenine dinucleotide binding; fatty-acyl-CoA binding. NCBI's taxonomy places the organism in Eukaryota, Metazoa, Arthropoda, Branchiopoda, Diplostraca, Daphniidae.
UCACGUACCCAUUCAGCUUACCAGUGCUGUAAGUCAACAACUAGUUUUAAUUUCGGAGAACGGUGACCUACUUUUCGCAUUUUUAAAUUUUAGUUAAAAUGCUUCGCUCUGGACGGAAUUUGAAAGUUUUGUCGAAGAACGUUGUGCGUGAAAACCUGCGACUACUUUCUUCAACUCCUCAACCAUCUCCUAAAGAUGCAACGAAAAAAGUUGCUACAGGGAGAACCUUAGACAAAAAACCAGUCAAAUCAAGUUCUUUUGUUAUGAACUUGUUUGUUGGUUCCAGCAACACAUCACAAGUUUUCCCAUUUCCAGACGCUCUAAAUGCAGAACAGAAAGAAACCCUGGGAAUGCUUAUUGACCCUGUACAAAAAUUUUUCGAAGAAGUUAAUGAUGCAGCCCUUAAUGAUAGCCAAUCUGCUGUACCUGAAGCAACUACACAAGGAUUGAGGGAACUUGGUGCCUUUGGUCUUCAAGCCCCUACAGAAUAUAAUGGUGUAGGGUUAAAUAACACCCAAUAUGCACGUCUAGUGGAAACUGUAGGAGGAUUUGACUUAGGUGUAGGCAUUUUCCUUGGUGCUCACCAGUCAAUUGGUUUUAAGGGGAUUACCUUGUUUGGAACCGAAGAACAAAAGAAAAAGUAUUUGCCAAAAGUAGCAACUGGUGAACAAUUCGCGGCCUUUUGUUUGACGGAACCUUCAAGUGGCAGCGACGCCAACUCCAUCAGAUCUCGAGCCGUGUUAUCUCCUGAUGGUAAACACUACAUCCUCAAUGGAUCCAAAAUCUGGAUCAGUAAUGGUGGAUUUGCGGAAAUCAUGACCGUCUUCGCUCAAACCCCCGUGACUGAUCCUACUACCGGAGAGACAAAAGACAAGGUUACAGCUUUCAUCGUUGAAAGGUCAUUCGGCGGUGUUACAUCUGGGCCUCCUGAGAAGAAAAUGGGCAUUAAAUGUUCCAACACUGCUGAAGUAUACUAUGAUAAUGUACCCAUACCUAUCGAGAACGUUUUGGGAGGAGUUGGCCAAGGUUUCAAGGUGGCGAUGAAUAUUUUAAAUAACGGUAGAUUUGGUAUGGCUGCAGCCCUCUCAGGCACCAUGAAGGCGUCAACCAAAGUCGCGAUCCAGCACGCUACAGCCCGUGUUCAGUUCGGCCGCCGCAUCGAUUCAUAUGGAGCCAUCCAAGAAAAACUAGCCCGUAUGGCAAUGCUUCACUACGUUACGGAAUCCAUGGCGUACAUGAUUAGCUCCAAUAUGGAUAAAGGAUCCACCGAUUUUCAGUUGGAAGCAGCUAUUUCCAAAGUAUUCGCUUCAGAAGCAGCUUGGAACGUAACCGACGAAGCCAUUCAGAUAUUGGGGGGAAAUGGAUUCAUGUCAGCCAAUGGUUUGGAGAAAGUGUUGCGUGAUUUGAGAAUCUUCCGUAUUUUCGAAGGAACAAAUGAUAUUCUUCGUCUUUUUGUAGCACUGACAGGUCUUCAGUUUGCUGGUGGGCACUUGAAGCUACUACAGAAGGCUGUGAAGAGUGGAAAUGUUGGAGUUAUCCUAGGAGAGGCAGCGAAACGGGCUAAACGAAGUGUCGGACUUCGCCAGUCGAAUUCGUUGUCCGAAGUACAUCCAAAACUGGCUCUUCAGGCACAAUUGACUUCCAAGGCUGUUGAAGGAUUUGGUAUAACUUGCGAAAGCCUGCUUAUUAAACACGGAAAGAACAUUCUGGACGAGCAGUUUUUGCUGAACCGUGUUGCUGCUGCAGCAAUUGACAUAUAUGCUAAUGUCGUUGUCCUUUCCCGUGCAACACGAGCCCUUAACAUGAACAGUUCUUCUGCAAAUCAUGAGGAAAUGUUGGCGCGCGUUUGGUGUAAUGAGGCCUUGGAUCGUAUUCAACUCAACCUUACAGCUGUGAAAUCGCAAUCACAGCUCAGCAACUUCAGCACCAUGAGCCAAAUCGCAAAAGAAAUGUGCGAGCAUGGAGGUUUGAUUCAACAGAAUCCGUUGGGCAUCUAAAGUACCCUGCAGACUGGAAAAAUUAGGGAUGAAAUGAAAUGUAUUACAUGUCAAAACAAUGCAAAUCUUCAAUCGUUUAUAAAAAGCAAUUACGGAAAUUAUGCUGUUGGGAAAUA